AUGUCGAAAUAUCGAUCAGCAUUUGUUAGAAAUGAUUCUCAUCAAAUAUCGAAUAAUAUGUCCUAUGUGAAUGAUGGAGGUGGUGACGAUCGAAGUAAACUUUUUCAACAACUUCCUACACCUGUUGACGAACAGCAAAUUGCCAGUGCCCAAAAUAAAGUCAAUCGUCUGAUGAAUGCUAUUACUGAUACAUACGAGAGAACUUUAGUGCGAAAUCUCCGUUUAGAAGAAUUGGAUAUGAGAUCAACAGAUUUGUUUCGCGAUGCGGAAAAGAUGAAAAACAUGGCACAUAAAAUGCAAGAUAAAUUCUUUUGGGAAGAUAAAUACUUUCUAAUCGUCACAAUUGCAUCGAUAUCUGCGAUUGCUCUUGGUGGUCUUCUCGCGUUGAUAUUCAUGCCAAAAAUCGGGUAG
Adineta ricciae is the source of this 411-nucleotide messenger RNA. The record is from the annotation of a GenBank genome assembly. Lineage: Eukaryota; Metazoa; Rotifera; Eurotatoria; Adinetida; Adinetidae.